Colletotrichum siamense is the source of this 1614-nucleotide messenger RNA. RefSeq names its product putative transporter. NCBI's taxonomy places the organism in Eukaryota, Fungi, Ascomycota, Sordariomycetes, Glomerellales, Glomerellaceae. The coding region runs from base 1 to 1614 and encodes 537 amino acids. Gene Ontology annotation, molecular function: transmembrane transporter activity. Gene Ontology annotation, cellular component: membrane. The transcript has 4 exons. The record is from RefSeq and is a predicted model, not a curated record. Gene Ontology annotation, biological process: transmembrane transport.
AUGGCCGACGUCGAGGCCACUCACGCCAACAAGACGGGCAGCGACAGCGGCAAGGACGCCGUCUCGGUCUACCAGGACUCUGACGUGCCCGCAGUCGGCCGCGAGAACCUUUCUGAUCUCGUCCCGCCUCACGAGUCCUACGAGGGACGGCACCGAUGGGACCCGACAGCGACUUGGACGGCGGCUGAGGAGAGGGCUGUUGUUCGCAAGACGGAUCUGAAGCUCUUGACCUGGCUCUGCGUCAUGUUUUUCGGCCUCCAGCUGGACCGUGGAAACCUGUCCAACGCGCUGGCCGAUGAUUUCCUCAAGGACAUGAAGCUUAGCAGUGACGACUACAACAACGGAACCACGAUUCAGCUCCUCGCAUUCCUGUGCGCCGAGUUUCCCGUUCAAUUCCUCACCAAGCGUUACGGCUUCAAGUAUGUGUUGCCGACUAUGAUGAUGAUGUGGGGAACCGUCUCUUGGGCUCAGGCCUGGAUGACGAACCGCGCUGGCUUCUACGUUACGAGAGCCCUCAUUGGUGCCUGCGAAGGAGGUUUUAUUCCCGGAACUAUCCUCUUUGCGACCUACUUCUACACCUCCAAGGAGCUCUCGGUGCGCCUGGCCGUGUUUUGGUCCACUCUCAACGUUGCGCGAGUCAUCUCGGCUCUCCUCGCGGCUGGCAUCCUCAAGAUGCGCGGUAUUGGGGGCCACCCGGGCUGGUUCUGGUUGUUCAUGUUGGAAGGUCUCCUGACUUGCGUGCUGGCGACUGUCUCUUUCCUCUGGCUCCCCCAGUCCCCCACAAACACGACAACGGUCAUGUGGAGAAAACCCUGGUACACUGAGAGAGAGGAGGUCAUCAUGACCAACCGCAUCCUCCGCGACGACCCCGCAAAGGGCCUCACUGCCCUCAAGGAGCCGGCGACGUUCAAGGACAUCAAGAACGCCUGGCUGGAUCCUUCCAUGUGGGGCCUCUACUUCAUCGGUCUCGUCGCCUACAUCCCAGCCACCCCAGUGCAGGCGUAUCUCACGCUUACGCUCCGCCGCAUCGGCUUCACGACCUUCAACGCGAAUAUGCUCACGGUCCCGUCGGCUGUCCUGCAGAUCUUCACCAUGCUCGGCCUUGCAUUUAGCAGCGACUACUUCAAGGAGCGGGCAUUCCACUGCAUUUUUGGCGAGGCGUGGAUCAUGCCCCUCCUCAUUGGCCUGCUCACGCUGCCCGACGGCGGCCGCGACUGGGAGCGCUUCUCGAUGGUCACGCUCAUCUCUGGCUACCCCUACUUCCACCCGAUCGUGUCGUCCUGGAUCUCCGAGAACACGUUUGACGUGAAGAAGCGCGCCAUCUCAGCCGCAACAUACAACGUUAUUGUCCAGAUCGGCUCGCUUAUUGGCUCGCAAAUCUACCGCGCGUACGACGCCCCCUACUACAAGCGCGGCAACACCGUCUGCGUGUCCAUUUGCGCUCUGAGUCUUGUGGUGUUCCUGGUACACAGGCAAGUCCUGAUCACCUUGAACAAGCGCAAGGAGCGGGUGUGGAGCACCAUGUCGAACGAGGAGCGGCUGGCGUACCAGAACGACGCGGAAGCGCGCGAGAAGGACGGAAACAAGCGAUUGGAUUUCAGAUUUGUCUACUAA